GAAAUGGAUGUUGACAUGGAUGGCGCAGUCUCCAUUGCGCCCUCCGCAGGCACUGCAAUGAAUGGCGCAACCAUCCUCUGCUGCAAUUGUGGUGCCCCCAUUGACGGAACGACCGCCGCCGGAGCCCUCUGCUACGACUGCGUCAAACUGACCAACGACAUAUCACAAGGCAUCCAGCGAGAAGCCGUGCUCAACUUUUGUCGAGACUGCGACCGAUGGCUCAUGCCUCCUACGAGCUGGCUUGUGGCCGCACCCGAGUCCAGAGAACUUCUGGCUCUUUGUCUGAAGAAGUUGAGAGGUCUUGGGAAGACGAGGAUUAUCGAUGCCAGUUUCGUGUGGACGGAGCCGCAUUCCAGAAGGAUAAAAGUCAAGAUCACAGUGCAAGACUCCGUGUCCGAUGGCGUGUUGAUGCAGCAGAGCUUUGAGGUUGUCUACAUUGUCGCCUACCAGCAAUGCCCCGAUUGUGCGAAAUCAUAUACAGCCAACGUCUGGAGGGCUUGCGUGCAGGUCCGACAAAAGGUCCUCCACAAGAGAACAUUCUUAUACCUAGAGCAGCUGCUCCUGAAGCAUGGCGCCCACCGAGACACCAUCAACAUAAAGGAGGCCAAGGACGGUAUCGACUUCUUUUUCUCUGCGAGAAACCAGGCCGAGAAGUUUGUCGAUUUCCUCAAGUCGGUCGUGCCCGUGAACGUGAGGAAGAGUCAGGAGCUCAUCUCGGAGGAUGUGCACACAUCAAAAAAGAGCUACAAAUUUGCCUUCUCCGUGGAGCUGGUGCCGAUCUGCAAGGAUGACCUCGUCUGCCUACCCAUUCCGAUGGCAAAGUCACUGGGGAACAUCUCUCCCCUUGUCCUCUGCAACAAGAUCGGCACUUCUGUCUACUUUGUCGACCCCAACACCCUUCAGACCGCCGACCUCCACCCUGACAUAUACUGGCGGGCGCCAUUCGUUUCCCUGGCCGACGCUCCCGACCUCGUGGAGUUCAUGGUCCUGAACAUUGAGCCGCUGGGUCCGUCUAAGGGCAGGUGGCUAGUUGCAGACGUCGAGGUGACGCGGAUAGACGACAUGCAAAAGACGUACAACGUGCGGACCCACCUGGGUAACUUCCUAAAUGUGGGCGACUCGGUCAUGGGCUACAUGCUCACAGGCACAAACUUCAACAACCCGCAAUUCGAGGCCAUGGAGGAAUCCAAGUACGGCUCCCGCAUACCGGACGUGGUGCUCGUUAAGAAGUACUGGCCUCGCAACCGCAAGCACCGCAACAGGAAGUGGCGCCUCAAGCGCAUGGCCAAGGAUGAGGGCGAUCUGCUGCCCAAGAAGGCGGACCAGGAGCGCAUGGACAAUGAAUACGAGUUGUUCCUGCGUGACGUGGAGGAGGACGACGAGCUGCGUGCAGCGUUGGCUCUGUAUAAGAACACGAACAAGAAUAAGAAGCCGCAGGAGGGCGCCAUGGAUGUGGACAGCAUGAGCGUGGCAGAGACAGAAGCCACUGAGGAUGACGAUGUGCCGAGAGUGAAUAUGGAUGAGCUGUUGGAGGAUUUCGAUGAGCUGACGGUGGAGGAUCAUGAGUAGAAGAUGCUCAGAUUGGGCAAUAAAUAGUCAAAUGAGAUGGUAUUCGCCAUUCUAUCUGCC
Cryphonectria parasitica EP155 is the source of this 1629-nucleotide messenger RNA. RefSeq lists its product as uncharacterized. The coding region runs from base 4 to 1569 and encodes 521 amino acids. The transcript has 3 exons. NCBI's taxonomy places the organism in Eukaryota, Fungi, Ascomycota, Sordariomycetes, Diaporthales, Cryphonectriaceae. Gene Ontology annotation, molecular function: ribosomal large subunit binding. The record is from RefSeq and is a predicted model, not a curated record. Gene Ontology annotation, cellular component: nucleus; cytoplasm. Gene Ontology annotation, biological process: ribosomal large subunit export from nucleus.